AUGGCUGAAUCUACGUUGAGUGUUGCUGACUUGUCUUCGUUGAAGGUUGCUGACCUGAAGAAAGAAUUAAAAGAACGUGGUCUACCAUGUUCUGGAAACAAAACAGAAUUGAUAGAGCGAUUACAGGCUCAUCUUGAAGCUGAUACAGAAGACCUGUCCAUAGGAGACACAACCAUUGGACUGAACGACACUGAUCCAGCAGUUUCUGACACAAAGUUGGAUAUGAGUAUAGAUGAUUCCCUACUUCAUGAAGAGACCACAGAUGUACAAAAUAAAGCCGCCAUCCCUGCCAGUAACACACAAACCACAAGUGUAGUCACAGAGAAACCUGUCCGGGCGAAAAUCACUAUGUCUGAUGAACCGAAGGGAACAGCAAAUGGACAUGAGACCACGGCAAAGAAGCAGCUGUCAGAUGCAGAGAAGCUGAAGCUACGGACGGAUCGAUUUGGUGUCCAGUCAGAGGCUGACAAGAAGAAAUCCAGAGCAGAACGAUUUGGCCUUUCAACCACAACAACAACAACAACAGCAGGCGCUACACAAAAACCAGGGAAGAUUGUGAACACACCUGUCACAGCUGCUGAUCUGGACAAGUUGAAAAAGAGAGCAGAAAGAUUUGGUACCGUGGUGUCUACAUCCUUAUCCAAGGUCGCGGAGAUUGAGAAGCUUCAGCAAAGGUCUGAGAGAUUCGGAACAUCAGUUGCCCCAACGUUGUCUAAGAUAGAAGAGCAGGACAAGAUAAACAAGAGGAAGGCAAGGUUUGGUGCUGUGGCGCCCUCGGGGGUAACAGGUACGCUGUCCUCAGAUGAUGUUGAGGCCAAGAAGAGGAAGAGGGCAGAACGAUUUGGGAUGCAAUGAGAGUUGAUAGAGGCUGGUGGACUUCAUAUUUGCUCAUUGCAGAUUACUUUGUGCUGUGAUCUUUUAUGAAGUGUAAAGGAUAAUGAAAUUGGAUGUAAGCCAGUGCCAUACCUCAGUUAUCUCAUUGGGCAUAUCGAGUUCAAAUCCCAGUGGGGAAAAGCGAAGAGCUUAAAGCACCUACCUAUGGGAAGCUAAAAUCUCAUGCAAAAUAGGGUAGUGCAUAAAGCAGCAAAGUUUUGACAGGUUGACAUGGUAACACUCUCUCAUCCAGAAAACCGAUGUAGCAACAUCUCUGAACUUCUCUUCUGUAUUAAGCAAAGUGUAUUUUAAUAACAGCGCGAUAUUAUGUUUUGGCAUUCACUGUAAUUUCUGUUCACAGUCAAUACAUAUGUAUUUGUGGGGCCGGCCGUAGGUGAGAAGGUUUGCAGCAACCUGCGGAUGGUCGUGGGUUUCCCCGGGCUCUGCCCGGUUUCCACCCACCAUAAUGCUGGCCACCAUUGUAUAAGUGAAAUAUUCUUGAGUACGGCGUAAAACAUCAAUUAACUAAAUAAAAUACAUAUGUAUUUGACAACCAUAUUUUCACUUGAACUGAAUUUAAACUAAGUUGUACAGUAGUGUCUUUUAACAAUCCACAUGAGCCAUGUAGAGGUAAAUGUCACAAUUCUUGGAUCAGGAGUACUGGCUGAGCCACACCAAUGUCUCGUAGGGUGUGAUUUUGGUUGGGGUGGGGGUAGGGGGGGGGUUGGGCGUGAAGUCGGUAUCGAGUGGAGAUCAUGUGAUACAUGAUGGUUCAUAUGUGACUUUAUCAAUUCUCGUACAAUACUACCCUGGAUGUAAUCCACUGGGAUCAAUUCAUUCCUGAUGUUUCACUUGAUCAGCCAUUUGUUUUAGGGCUCAACACCCUGUUAUUAGGUAACAUCGGAGUGAUUUGGGAUAAUUCUGUUUGAUUACAUGUACUGUAUGUAUAUCUACUUGUGCAUCUUUCAUUGAUUGGUUUCGUGAAAAUUUAUGAGAUUGACUGUGCCAACAGCUGGCAAGCAUUGUCAUAAUUAUUCAGGAAUGUCUUUUGAUUUGAUUAGCAAAUGUAUUAAAUUUAAUACCUGUAUAAGGAUAGCUCCCCCGAGUUUUUAAGUAUAAAAGACAUAUCCAAGUUAUUUAAAUGCACACUUUUACAUUCAAAUUUAUUAUGCCAUGUGACGAAUCGAAUACAGAAAGAGGGACUCUGCCCAGUUUCCUCCCACCAUACUCUCGAGCAUGACGUAAAACACCAGUCAAUACUCUAUUUCACCUGACGUGUAGUCUGAGGACGAUUACUGUGUUCUACUUAAAGUUUAGUACGAUGAUAAUGACUAUUUCAUUUGUAAUUUAAUCUGAGGAUGGUGAAUAUAUUUCACUUAAAGUUUCACUUAAAGUUCUCAAUUGACACAUUUUGCUUGAUCCCGAUUUAUUCAUCCUAUGAUUUCUGUGAAAUUUCUGUAAAAACUUUAGUGUUAUCAAAUGUAUUAUUUUGAAGAGUCACACUCUUCCUAAAGUGCAUUUUAUAUUUUAAACAGUAGGUGAAAGACAAUAAUGGACGCCUUUUUUCUUUUUUUCUUGGCCACCUAUAUGUAUGUGGCACGCCAUACCCCCCUCGAAAGCUUCCUCAUUAAAAUAUGUACAAUACACCGUGUACGUUCACCCCAAUAUCUGUGUGUAUCCAGACAGCGGACACCUACAUUUUGUCACAUUACGGUUUACCACCUUGGUCAAUCAUUUUAAUUGUACCACCAUUUAUGUAUACAGAAACGCAAUUAUGUAUAGUUUUGUUUCGGUUAGGAUUCAUGUUUUCGCAUCCAAGCACUUGUAUCAUAUAAAUGAGAUUUUUCACCGAGAAUAAAUCAAGUAUUCUGCGAGUUUUCAUUUAGGCCUACAUGUACCUUUGCAAGUUUUCAUUUAGGCCUAUGUGUCCCUUUGCAAGUUUUCAUUUAGGUCUACAUGUCCCUUUGCGAGUUUUCAUUUAGGCCUACAUGUCCCUUUGCGAGUUUUCAUUUAGGCCUACAUGUCACUUUGCGAGUUUUCAUUUAGGCCGGGGCCUCCGUGGCUCAGUCGGUUAGCGCGCUAGCGCAGCGUAAUGACCCAGGAGCCUCUCACCAGUGCGGUCGCUGUGAGUUCAAGUCCAGCUUAUGCUGGCUUCCUCUCCGGCCGUAAGUGGGAAGGUCUGUCAGCAACCUGCGGAUGAUCGUUGGUUUCCCCCGGGCUGUGCCCCGUUUCCACCCACAAUAAUGCUGGCCGCCGUCGUAUAAGUGAAAUGUUCUUGAGUACGGCGUAAAACACCAAUCAAAUAAAUAAAUAAAUAAAUAAAUCAUUUAGGCCUACAUGUACCUUUGCCAAUUUUUAUGUAGGCCUACAUUAUAGUUUUGUUUCGGUUAGGAUUCAUGUUUCCGCAUCCAAGCACUUGUAUCGUAUAAAUGAGAUUUUUCACAGAGAAUAAAUCAAGUAUUGUUCUGCGAGUUUUCAUAUAGGCCUACAUGUACCUUUGCGAGUUUUCAUUAAGGCCUACAUGUACCUUUGCGAGUUUUCAUUUAGGCCUACAUGUCCCUUUGCGAGUUUUCAUUUAGGCCUACAUGUCCCUUUGCGAGUUUUCAUUUAGGCCUACAUGCACCUUUGCGAGUUUUCAUAUAGGCCUGCAUGUACCUUUGCGAGCUUUCCUGUAGGCCAACAUGUACCUCUGAUACUAAGUUUUCUCUGUCCAUUCUAUAUUUUCUUAAUUGAGGCACCACAGGGAGAUUGCAUAUUUGUUAUAUUGUUCAAAUCUGAAUAUGUUUGGGACGUAAUUUCCAGGUAGUGUAGUUGAUCUGUUAGUUUAAUCGGUCCUUUAAUGACCUGGAAUAGAUAGUGGUUCUAUCAUAUCGGUGCUUGCCUACCUGUGAGUUGCCUUUAUAGCAUGCGCGCACGGUGCAGCAAUGACGUGAAAUGACCAUUAGUGCAUUGUAGCUAUGUUAAGCUUAGGAGGCUAAAAAGCUCUCUAUUAGUUCCAUUUUGAACUAAAAAAUAUUUCAAGGCACACUAACAGAAUUUUUCAGUCUUUUACGAUGACGCUGGAUUUUUUUUUUUGGUAAGUAAAUGAACAGGUGUAGCACGUGAGACCUAUUGUUUCUGUGGGAUUGUAUUCGUAUGCCCUAUGUACGUUUAGUAAAGCUAUGUAUGUAAUUUUUUUUUUACUUUUUUUUGUUUGUAGGUAUUUUUUAAAGAGCAUUAUAUCACUAUUCAACUGUAAAUAAACCAUCUUUUGAACCAUAUUGUAAAAUCAUCAUUGAAAUCGGUUUUAAGUUGUACUUUGCAUUUGAAUAUGGAAAUAAAGUCUUUGCUAAAAAUUUAGAUUGGUUUGUGUAUUUCUUAAAGCUGUAAAUUUGUAA
Molecule: messenger RNA, 4250 nt
Organism: Liolophura sinensis
Lineage: Eukaryota; Metazoa; Mollusca; Polyplacophora; Chitonida; Chitonidae
Product: SAP domain-containing ribonucleoprotein-like
Exons: 12
Coding region: 1-855 (284 amino acids)
Biological process (GO): poly(A)+ mRNA export from nucleus
Cellular component (GO): nucleus
Source: RefSeq, a predicted model, not a curated record